AUGACAGGAAUCUUUACAUAUCGAAACUUCUCCGGACGAGUGGCUGUGGUGACGGGUGGACAAGCAGGCAUCGGCAAAGAGAUUACCGCCCAGCUUCUCUUACAUGGCAUCGAGAAAGUGAUCAUCAUUGCCAGAAGUGAAGACAGAUACAUCACUGCUCGCGAGGAAUGGAGACACCGCGAAGGCAUCUUACUCGAGAAUGACACUCGAGCUGAGUUUGUCAAAUGCGAUCUGGGGGAUAUUCAGGAUGUCAAGGCCGCAGUUGAGACGAUCAAACAAUUCACAGACCGGAUUCAUAUACUGGUUUGCAAUGCAGCCAUCAGCGUUCAAAAUGAAUGCAAGUGCUCCCCCCAGAAUAUUGAGCGUGUAUUCGCGACAAACUGCGUCGGACACCAAGUCCUAGCCACAUCACUCUUACCUCUGUUGAAGAAAGGGGUGACGCCUAGCAGCGACGUACGAAUUGCGGUGACCAGCUCAUCAUUCCAUUUUUGGUGCCAACAGCCUGAUCUGGAUCUUCUGUUCUCAUCGUCACGCGUCAAGUGGCCCGCGCUGUACGAUGGAGUAUGGCGCUAUGGCCGGUCAAAGCUGGGUAACAUCCUCUUUGCCAAAGAGCUCAGUCGGCGGCUUCUAGAGGAUCAAGAUCCAGCGAUCAAGCAGAUCUAUGUCAAUUCGUUCUUCCCGGGCAAUAUCGUUACCGAUCAAUGGCGCCGGUGGAAUUCUUAUUUUGGGGGUUUCAUAGGUUGGGUUAUAAGAACGGUAGGAUCGUGGUUGGGCCAGAGUCUGGAGGAUGGAGCCGCUACAGCUUUAUAUCUUGCUGCUAGUCAUGAAGUACGAGAGCAGAACCAUCGUGGUGAGUAUUUUGUACCUAUCGCUACGCUGUGUGAGUCCAAUGCGAUAUCUGGAGAUAUGAAGCUUGCUCGAGAUCUGUGGGAUUGGAUUGAUGCACAAGCUACAGAGACACUGGGAUUGGAUUGGCAAUAUUAA
Messenger RNA from Penicillium concentricum, 984 nucleotides. RefSeq names its product putative short chain dehydrogenase/reductase. The transcript has 5 exons. The record is from RefSeq and is a predicted model, not a curated record. Bases 1 to 984 code for a protein of 327 amino acids. Lineage: Eukaryota; Fungi; Ascomycota; Eurotiomycetes; Eurotiales; Aspergillaceae.